Molecule: messenger RNA, 432 nt
Organism: Trichoderma aggressivum f. europaeum
Lineage: Eukaryota; Fungi; Ascomycota; Sordariomycetes; Hypocreales; Hypocreaceae
Exons: 2
Coding region: 1-432 (143 amino acids)
Source: RefSeq, a predicted model, not a curated record
AUGAAGGCCGCCAUUGUCCUGUCCUUUGUUGCCGCCGCCAUGGCUGGCGUUAUUGAGCGAACUAACGGAUGCAACGCCGACAACUGCGCUCGUGCCGUCACCGGUACCCGUGAUGGACUCCUGCCCAUCACCUCCCGCCAGGCCGACUGCUCCAGCUUCAUGCGGGCUACCGUCACCCCCAAGGCUACCACCACCACCAUCACCAUCACUGUUGAUCCCGAGGUGACCCCCAAGGCCAAGCGCGCCGCUGCCAACCCCUCCGCCGUCACCGUCUACCCUACCUUCAUCCCUGACUACGCCGAUAACUGCCCCAACGGUGCUGGCUACUCCUCUGCUUGCUCUUGCUGGGGCAUCACUGCCACCACCACCACCGCUGCCACCCCUACCCAGACUGAGAUUGUCACCGUCACCCAGUCUUACUGCGAGCUGUAA